Molecule: messenger RNA, 1170 nt
Organism: Aspergillus udagawae
Lineage: Eukaryota; Fungi; Ascomycota; Eurotiomycetes; Eurotiales; Aspergillaceae
Exons: 2
Coding region: 1-1170 (389 amino acids)
Biological process (GO): nucleoside metabolic process
Molecular function (GO): catalytic activity
Source: RefSeq, a predicted model, not a curated record
AUGGCAGCUUCGAAGAUCAUGUUCGACAAGACACACGAUACACUGCCCCCGCCCCGAAAUGAUAACAACUCAUACAUAUACGGGGAAAUUGCUCAACAUAACAUUGUCAUUGCUUGCCUCCCUAGUGGUAUAUACGGUAAAGUCUCCGCUGCAAAUGUCGCGGCUCAGAUGUCUAGAACGUUCCGAAAUCUUCAAUAUCGAUUCAUGGUGGGAAUCGGAGCUGGGAUCCCCAGCGAGUCCGCGGAUAUUCGACUCGGAGACGUCAUCGUAAGCAUGCCCACUAGUACUUCGCCAGGAGUUGUGCAGUAUGACUUCGGGAAACAGUUUCAUACUGGGUUUCAACGGAGCGGUAGUAUGAACAAGCCACCACAGGAUCACCUCACUGCGCUUUCAACAUAUCGGGCUCUUGCUAGCAUAAAUGGAGACCCCAUAGCACGCAUUCUCUCCGAAACCAGUGGCAAGAGAAAGGAAAUGAACGGUCGGUUGGUAGCGCCAAGUCGCAAUCACGAUAGAUCUUUCGGGCAGACUACCACCAUUACCCUCAAGCGAAUUCCUGUGAAAGAUGCGACUCGCGCAAACGAGUGUCGGAAAGGCAUCCAAGAACUUAAGCACCUCAUUCAGCAGACUCUCGACCAGUCUCCAUAUGUGAAGUGGAUUGUUUCGAGUCGAACUGACGCCGAAAUCGAACGACUAGUGAGCAAAGUACAGCCUAUGAUCACUCUAGCCCUGCAGCGGUGUGAUUCUCAAGUGUCUAAGGCAGUUGACCCCUACCUUGCAUGGCAGGUAUUUGGGCUUUCAAUUCCCAAGCUUACCGCAUUGAGUCGACUCCGCUUGCUCACGGACCUGGAACGGCUAUCGGAGGGAACGUACCUGUGGGCCCAAUUUGCCUGCAAGGAGCUCCGGUCCAUGACUUCUUAUGAGCCUUCCCGUUGUUUCAAUGAGAUGCCAAGCGAGCUCACCCAGAUGUAUGCAAGAGAUAUCCCACUGGUCCAUCAGGAACGGCAUCAUCUGAGAGGUGGCCAGGUAGGUGUAUUGGGCCCCAAUGAUUUUGUCCCAUACUUUGAUUUCUCUAGAGACUUUGGCCGCGAUAGAACUGGACCGGUAGGCAAAGAUGAUAUCAGUCAGGAUGAUAAUAAUGGAAUUGCUCGAAACAGAAUCAACUGGUCCUGA